Messenger RNA from Arabidopsis arenosa, 5567 nucleotides. The record is from the annotation of a GenBank genome assembly. NCBI's taxonomy places the organism in Eukaryota, Viridiplantae, Streptophyta, Magnoliopsida, Brassicales, Brassicaceae.
UGGUGGAGUUUUCCCUCUGUAGUCACUUCGAAGAAAAUUUACCAGUUUGUUCUACUGGAAAAAUAUCUGGUUUCACACUUGUGUUGACUCCCUCACUGGAAAAAAAAAAAAAUCUCCGAAGAGUCUUCUCUGGGCAGUGGUUAUAAGGUAAGGAGCAAUGUUCAGAGAAGCUGGCUUAAGAAGCUUAGGAGAGGAUGUUGGUUCGAGGUGGACGAUUGGUAAUCGGAAAUUGGAUGCUAAGAAGACUGUUGCCAAUGCCAAUUCUGGUUAUGGUUUUGGAUUCAAGAGUGCUCCUCCAUUGUCUUCAGUAACUAAACACGCGAGAGGUAAUAACAAUGGUGGUUCAAGUUCAGACAUGGACAUUGCUUCUGAUUCAGAUGAAGAGAUAUUCGAGAGGCAACACUCUCCUCAAGAUUAUAGAAUUCAUGUUGGUUUGCCUCACGUGGCAGCUCAAAAUGGACUUGGACGUAAUGGUGCUAAGGUCUUUGGUGCUGCUGAUGAGUUAUCAGACUCAGCUACAAGCACUGAAGUUUCAUAUGAAGCAGAAGCUUGUGGUGUGCGGAAUAAUAUAUCUUCGCAUAAUGAAUGUGAAAGAAGAAACGUUGAGGCUGGAACUUCAGGAAGGAACCAGAACGGGACUAGCACUUCAACAAGUUCAUUGCCUCGUUUUCCCACCUUUCAUGCGAGUGAGCAAGGUCCAUGGUCUGCGAUGAUUGCCUAUGAAGCAUGUGUCCGGUUAUGUCUUCAUUCAUGGUCAACGGAUAGUGUCAGUGAGGCUUCUUACUUCCUGAACAACGAAUGCACCAUAAUGAGGAAUGCAUUUAGUUUGCAGAGGUUUUUCCUUCAUUCUGAAGAAGAGUUACUGGGAAAGGGACCUUCUGAGUUGGUUACCGAGACAUCUGCUCCAAAAUCUAAGAAGAAUAUUGGAAAAAUUAGACUCCAAGUUCGUAGAAUUAAAAUGGGAUUAGAUCCACCACCUGGUUGUAACAUUGCAACACUGACGGUCUCCAAGGAAAAGCUCGAAGUUGUUCGUCAGCAUAUUGUGGAACUGAAUUCGACUUUAUCUUCUGGAUGGAAAGCAGCGAGGAAAGUUCAUGUCACUCCCCAAGUUCCUCUAAAUGGUUCACUUUCGCGUCAAAGUUUGGCUUACAUGCAGGCUGCUGCUCGCUACCUUAAGCAGGUCUCAAAGGCCGUUAAAAACGAAAUUGUUACGUCUCACACUGGACCGCAAACUUAUGAAGCAGUACAAGAAACAUAUUCAUGUUCAUUGAGGUUAAAGAGCUCUGCUGAAGAUGAUCAAAUUAAGACGCAACCUGGAUCUGGCGAAACGUUUAUUUUCUUACCAGAUAGUCUUGGUGAUGAUUUGAUUAUUGAAGUUCGAGAUUCGAAGGGGCAACUUCUUGGUCGUGUCGUAGCUCAGCUAGCAGCUAUAGCUGAUGAUCCGAGUGAAAAACUGCGAUGGUUGCCAAUAUAUCAUGAACCAGAGCAUGAACUAAUUGGGAGAAUCCAACUUACUUUUAAUUACUCAAGUAGUUUAGAUGAAAAAACUAAGUGUGGGUUGGUGGCCGAAACUUCAGCGUAUGAUCUUGUCCUAGAGGUGGCUAUGAAAGCAGAACGAUUUCAGCGAAGAAAUUUAUUGUUUAAGGGCCCGUGGCAUUGGAUGAUAACUCGAUUUGCAUCCUAUUACGGGGUUUCAGAUGCAUACACUAGAUUAAGAUAUCUUUCUUAUGUCAUGGAUGUCGCAUCGCCUACCAAGGACUGUCUUGAUCUGAUACAUGAUUUUCUAUUCCCUAUUUUAAUGACCAGCAACCACAAGGCUGUAUUGAGUCAUCAAGAGAAUCGAUUACUUGGGGAAAUUGACGAACAAAUUCAGCAGAUUCUUGCUUCAGCAUUUGAGAAUUAUAAAUCACUUGAUGAACUGUCUUUCUCCGGGAUGAAAGAUGUUUUUGAGUCUGCGACGGGGACUCCAGCACCUGCUAUAGAAUCAGCUGUCAAGCUCUAUGGUCUUCUCAACGAUGUAUUAACCCCCGAGGCACAGUUGAAACUCUGCAGAUACUUUCAGGCUGCUUCAAAGAAGAGGUCAAGAAGACAUUUGCUGGAAACAAACGAUUUACUUAACAACCGUAGUGAAGGUGUACCAGUUGAUCCCAUGGCGCUUCCAGCUUCUUAUCAAAAGAUGAAGUCUCUAAUCUUAAGCCUUAAAAAUGAAAUAUCCACUGACAUAGCAAUCCAUAACUGCAAUGUGCUCCCAAGCUUCAUAGACCUUCCAAAUCAUUCAGCGGCAAUAUAUAGUGUUGAUCUCUGCAAUAGGCUCCGGGAAUUUCUUCUCGUAUGGCCUCCUCCUGGACCAUCACCUGCGGUUGUUGAUCUAGUUAUUACAACUGCUGACUUUCAGAGAGAUAUCUCUAGCUGGAACAUAAAUCCUAUUAAAGGUGGCGUUAAUGCCAAGGAGCUUUUCUAUUCAUAUAUCACAACAUGGAUUGAAGAGAAAAGACGAGUUUUAUAUGAACUCUGCAAGCUAGAGACGUCAAAAGCAUGUGGCGAGAUUCCGGGAUUGACUUCUCCUUUUGUCGAUGAGAUGUAUGAGAGACUCAAUGGGACACUUGAUGAAUACGAUAUCAUCAUUAGGCGUUGGCCAGAAUACGCAAUAUCCUUGGAGAAAGUUGUAGCAGACGCAGAGAAGGCAAUAGUUGAAGCCAUGGAGAAACAAUUUACUGAGAUUUUAUCUCCGUUAAAGGAAAGUAAAAUAUUUGGCCUGAAAAUUGUCAAGAAAUUCACCAAAGGCACACCUAAUCCUUAUUCUGUUCCAAACGAGCUUGGAGUUCUUCUCAACUCAAUGAAAAGAGUGCUUGACAUUUUACGCCCGAGUAUAGAGAACCGAUUCAAAUCUUGGAAUUCAUAUAUCCCUGAUGGAGAAAACAGAGUCUUGGGAGAGCGGUUAAGUGAGGUGACAGUAUUGUUAAGAUCCAAAUUCAGAAGUUAUAUGCAAGCGCUUGUGGAGAAACUUGCAGAGAAUACGAGGAUACAAAGUCACAUGAAGCUAAAGAGCAUCAUCCACGACUUAAGGGAAACCACAGCGGAACCGGAUGUUAGAAACAGAAUGACAGCAUUGAAGGAUUUGCUAGACAAAACCAUCGAUCAUCUACACGGUGUUUUCUUACCCGAUGUGUUUGUAUCAAUCUGCAGAGGAAUUUGGGACCGAAUGGGACAGGAUGUGCUUCGUCUUUUGGAGGAUAGGAAAGAUAAUGUGACUUGGCACAAAGGCCCGAGAAUCGCAGUUUCUGUUUUAGAUGAGAUCUUUGCGACACAAAUGCAAAGCUUGCUUGGAAACGGUUUGAAGCCAGAGCACUUGGAGCCACCGAGAUCGAUGAUGGAACUCAGAUCUGCUUCUGUGAGGAGAGAGGAAGUUAUUAGUCUCAUUGCUUUAGCCACCGAAGAAUCUUAUCUAGCGGAGGAGGUUCGUGCCUCCACUGUUGAUUACGGCGUCGGCGAUUCGGUUUCGGAUGUUUAUCGUUGCGCUGUUUGUCUUUACCAUACCACUACUCGUUGCUCUCAGUGCAAAUCUGUUCGUUACUGUUCAAGCAAGUGUCAAAUUCUUCAUUGGCGACGAGGUCAUAAAGAAGAAUGUCGAUCGCCUGAUUACGAUGAAGAAAGGGAGGAGUCUGUUAAAUCUGAUGAUGAUGCAAAAGAGUCGAAUAUGGAUUUUCCAUCUGGUGGGACUGCUUUUGAAUCAUCAGCAGAAAUACCCUCAAAUGUGUCUAUUGAUGUUGCCUGUGAUCUGUCUACAAGUAGGCCUAGUAUUCAUAAAGUGCAAGCCAGAUCUGAAGCUGUGGAUUUCACUAUAAAGGAUAAUCUCUAUGAGACCAGGCCACUUAGUAGGAAGAAAUCACGUAAUCGUACAGACAAGGUUCAAUCAGCGAGAAAUUAUUCCAAAGGAAAGACUGAUGCAAAGCCGCGGAAACUUGGCAAUCAAAAUUCUCGUAGGUCAGGUGAUUCGGCUGAAAUGUCAAUUUCAGAUCAAUUUUUGUCAGUUGAUGAGUAUGAAGAAGAAAUAAAUGCAUUUGGACAUGGAAGAAUUACAUCUGAACCAUCUAGUGCUUCUGCUGCAAUGUCAUCUUCAACUGUUCUCCUACCUUCAAAAGCUAAUAGUAAGCCAAAAUUGUCACAAACUUCAAGUAGUGGAUUGAAAACAUCGGUGCAGAAAGUUGUUCAGCAUUUUAGACCCCCACAGUCGUCAAAAAUGUCUCAACCUUCCAGUUCUAUUGAUGAGAUGAGCUUCUCAUAUGAGUUGUUUAUAAAACUUUAUUGUGAUAGAGUAGAAUUACAGCCAUUUGGCCUUGUGAACUUAGGAAACAGUUGCUAUGCAAAUUCUGUCCUUCAGUGCUUGGCAUUCACUCGGCCACUUAUGUCAUACGUUAUUAGGGGAUUACACUCUAAAACAUGUAGAAAGAAGAGUUGGUGUUUUGUUUGUGAGUUUGAACACUUAAUUUUAAAGGCAAGGGGAGGAGAAUCUCCUCUUUCACCUAUCAAGAUCUUAUCAAAAUUACAAAAGAUUGGGAAGCAUCUUGGCCCUGGAAAAGAAGAAGACGCACACGAGUUUUUAAGGUGUGCUGUUGAGACAAUGCAAUCUGUUUUUCUCAAAGAGGCUCCUGCAGCUGGUCCGUUUGCUGAAGAAACUACUUUAGUAGGCCUUACGUUUGGUGGAUAUCUUCACUCCAAGAUUAAAUGCAUGAAAUGCCUCCACAAAUCUGAGCAAUCGGAGCUGAUGAUGGAUCUAACUGUUGAGAUUGAUGGGGAUAUAGGAAGCCUCGAAGAAGCACUUGCUCAAUUUACAGCAUACGAAGUCCUAGAUGGAGAGAACCGGUACUUCUGUGGCAGAUGUAAAUCUUACCAGAAAGCCAAAAAGAAAUUGAUGAUAUUGGAAGGACCCAAUAUUCUUACUGUUGUGCUAAAACGUUUUCAGUCUGAUAACUUUGGGAAGCUGAGCAAACCCAUCCAUUUUCCAGAGCAUCUCGAUAUUAGCCCGUAUAUGAGUGACCCAAAUCACGGAGAUCAUCCCGUGUAUAGUCUCUACGCAGUGGUGGUCCAUUUGGAUGCUAUGAGCACUUCAUUUUCAGGUCAUUAUGUUUGCUACAUAAAAACCCUUCAAGGAGACUGGUUCAAAAUUGAUGACAGCAAUGUUUUCCCGGUUCAAUUAGAGACAGUAUUACUAGAAGGAGCAUACAUGCUUCUUUAUGCAAGAAAUUCUCCGAGACCGGUGAGCAAGAACGGUGGUCGGAAAUCAAAGGAAAGAAGAAAUUUGGCCGCAAUUCCGUCAAGACACGGCAACAAGAAACAGAGAGACAGUGAUAACAGUUUGUUGCCGCGUGUGGACUGGUCGAGUGGAAGUCUAUCGUCAAUGUUUAGCUCAUCGGACACAACAAGCUCAUGUAGCACAAAAGACUCAUCAGGUAUUGAGAAUUUAUCAGAUUACCUGUUUGGUGGAGUUGAACCGGUUUGUAAACGGGAUCUUCAUGAUUCAUCUGCCUUAACGUUUUAUUGAGAUUUAAUUAAUUUUUUGACUCUGA